CUUCCCCCGUGAUGGCGGAGGACAGCGAGUCUGCGGCCAGCCAGCAGAGCCUGGAGCUGGAUGACCAGGACACCUGCGGCAUCGACGGCGACAAUGAGGAGGAGACCGAGCACGCCAAGGGAAGUCCUGGAGGGGAUUUGGGAGCUAAAAAGAAGAAAAAGAAACAGAAGAGAAAAAAGGAGAAACCAAACUCCGGUGGCACCAAAUCAGAUUCUGCAUCUGACUCCCAGGAGAUUAAAAUUCAACAGCCUUCAAAAAAUCCAGCCAUUCCAAUGCAGAAGCUGCAAGACAUUCAGAGAGCUAUGGAGCUGCUCUCUGCAUGCCAGGGACCAGCAAAAAACAUUGAUGAAGCAACCAAACGUAAAUACCAGUUUUGGGAUACGCAACCUGUACCCAAACUUAAUGAAGUUAUAACUUCUCAUGGUGCAAUUGAACCAGAUAAGGACAAUGUCCGCCUAGAGCCAUACUCUUUGCCACAGGGUUUUAUGUGGGACACUUUGGACCUGAGCAAUGCUGAAGUUCUAAAGGAACUGUACACAUUAUUAAAUGAGAAUUACGUAGAAGAUGAUGAUAACAUGUUUAGGUUUGACUACUCACCUGAGUUUCUUAUGUGGGCACUACGUCCUCCAGGCUGGCUACCCCAAUGGCACUGUGGAGUUAGAGUAUCGUCAAACAAAAAAUUGGUAGGGUUCAUAAGCGCCAUCCCUGCACACAUUCGGAUUUAUGACAGUGUGAAGAAAAUGGUAGAAAUCAAUUUUCUUUGUGUCCACAAGAAAUUGAGAUCUAAACGAGUAGCACCUGUACUGAUUCGGGAAAUAACCAGAAGAGUAAACCUGGAAGGGAUUUUUCAGGCAGUUUACACUGCAGGAGUGGUACUCCCCAAGCCUGUGGCCACAUGCAGGUACUGGCAUCGAUCGCUGAACCCCAGAAAAUUGGUAGAGGUGAAAUUUUCACAUUUGAGUAGAAAUAUGACUUUACAAAGAACAAUGAAGCUCUACAGACUUCCCGAUGCCACAAAGACUUCAGGUUUGAGACCAAUGGAACAAAAAGACAUUAAAGCAGUGCAAGAACUGAUCAACAGUUACUUGAAGCAAUUUAAUCUUGCUCCUGUAAUGGAUGAAGAAGAGGUAGCCCACUGGUUCCUGCCUCAGGAUCAUAUUAUUGACACCUUUGUAGUUGAGAGUUCAAAUGGUAUUUUAACCGAUUUCCUGAGUUUCUACACGUUACCUUCAACAGUUAUGCACCACCCUGUUCAUAAAAGCCUCAAAGCUGCCUAUUCCUUCUACAAUAUUCAUACAGAGACUCCUCUCUUGGAUUUAAUGAAUGAUGCACUCAUUAUAGCUAAAUUGAAAGGAUUUGAUGUGUUCAAUGCACUAGACUUGAUGGAAAACAAAACAUUCCUGGAAAAACUCAAGUUUGGGAUAGGAGAUGGGAACUUGCAGUAUUAUUUGUACAACUGGCGGUGUCCUGGCAUGGAAUCUGAAAAGGUUGGCCUUGUAUUACAAUAA
This is a messenger RNA of Emys orbicularis (European pond turtle), 1508 nucleotides long. It is a transcript of the gene NMT2, whose product is annotated as N-myristoyltransferase 2. Gene Ontology annotation, molecular function: glycylpeptide N-tetradecanoyltransferase activity. Gene Ontology annotation, cellular component: cytoplasm. The coding region runs from base 12 to 1508 and encodes 498 amino acids. The transcript has 12 exons. NCBI's taxonomy places the organism in Eukaryota, Metazoa, Chordata, Testudines, Emydidae. Gene Ontology annotation, biological process: N-terminal peptidyl-glycine N-myristoylation. The record is from RefSeq and is a predicted model, not a curated record.